AUGAAAUUCUUAAUCGUUCUCGUUGCCCUCGUUGCUGCCGUUAGCUGCGCUCCUCACGGACAUGGCGGACAACAACAACAACCCCAAGUUAUUCACGUUAAGGUUCAACAAGCACAGCAACAACAACAUCAUGCUCCCGCUCCUCAACCCCAAGUUAUCCGUGUCAUUCAAGAACAAGCUCCCGCUCAACACGCUGCUCCCCAACCCCAAGUUAUCCACGUUCAUGUCCAAAAACAAGAACAACAACAUCACGCUCCUGCUCCUCAACCCCAAGUCAUCCGUGUUAUCCAAGAACAAGCUCCUGCUCCAGCUCCAGCUCACCAAAGCCACGGACAAGUUUUCCACGUUCAAGUCCAACAACAACAACAACAAAACAACGGAUGGUAA
This is a messenger RNA of Culicoides brevitarsis, 387 nucleotides long. RefSeq lists its product as uncharacterized. The coding region runs from base 1 to 387 and encodes 128 amino acids. The record is from RefSeq and is a predicted model, not a curated record. NCBI's taxonomy places the organism in Eukaryota, Metazoa, Arthropoda, Insecta, Diptera, Ceratopogonidae. The transcript has 2 exons.